AUGGCUAGUCAUUACUUCUGGUAUGCAGGUUCAGACAUCCAGAGAUCUCAAGAGGGUUUGCUUCGGUCCCUCCUCUGCGACAUCUUCCAGCAAGCCCCAGAGCUCAUCCCGAUUGCCUGCCCUGAACGAUGGGACAAAAGUGAUGCCUUGGUCGAGAAGGAGGAAACUGACAAAGCCCCUUGGACCCUGGCGGAGCUACAGGAAGCGAUCGAUAGGAUUGCGAAGCAACCAGAGCUAAGUGUCAAUUUCUGUUUCUUUAUCGAUGGGCUGGACGAGUUCAGUGGUCAGCAUUUGCAGAUUUGCAAGUCACUUCUCAAGCUCUGUGCAUCCGGCAACAUCAAGUUAUGUCUUUCGUCUCGACCUUGGAAUAUCUUUGAGGAGAGCUUUGGCAGAAUCCCUGACCAGAAAAUCUAUAUCCACGAACUCACUAAGGAAGAUAUUCGAAAAUAUGUCGAGGAUAUCUUGUGCAGCCACCCUCGCUGGCAAACGUUGCUGCUCGAGUCCAAAAAGUCGGCCGCCCUUGUCAACGAGGUUACUGUCAGGGCUCAGGGGGUCUUUCUUUGGGUAUUCUUGGUGACGAGGCUUCUCAGAGAUGGCUUGACAAACUGCGAUACCCUCGGCGAUUUGCAGAGGAGACUGGAUCUCCUUCCUUCCGACUUGGAACCCUUCUUCCGACACAUGAUGGACUCAGUCGAGCCAUUCUAUCAUGAAAAGAUGUCGGAGAUGCUUCAAAUGGCCGUCAAGGCCGGAAAGCCGCUGCCAUUUGCCGUCUGCUACUUUCACGACCAGGAAUACGAAGACAGCAGCUACGCUCUAGGGGAGCCAAUUACGCUUUGGGAGCCCGAGAUGCUCAACAAGAUACACAACAUAGUUAUGCGGCGACUCAGCGCGAGGUGUAUGGGGCUCCUAGAGGUAAAUGGGGGCAAAAUCGAGUUCCUUCAUCGGACACCUAUGUCGCCUGGGUGA
Messenger RNA from Fusarium vanettenii 77-13-4, 966 nucleotides. RefSeq lists its product as uncharacterized. NCBI's taxonomy places the organism in Eukaryota, Fungi, Ascomycota, Sordariomycetes, Hypocreales, Nectriaceae. The coding region runs from base 1 to 966 and encodes 321 amino acids. The transcript is spliced from 2 exons. The record is from RefSeq and is a predicted model, not a curated record.